This is a messenger RNA of Macadamia integrifolia, 3365 nucleotides long. Its product is annotated as pentatricopeptide repeat-containing protein At4g21065-like. The coding region runs from base 206 to 2494 and encodes 762 amino acids. Gene Ontology annotation, molecular function: zinc ion binding; protein binding; RNA binding. Gene Ontology annotation, biological process: RNA modification. Lineage: Eukaryota; Viridiplantae; Streptophyta; Magnoliopsida; Proteales; Proteaceae. The transcript has a single exon. The record is from RefSeq and is a predicted model, not a curated record.
GGAUAUUUUUACCAUUAUUAUUAUAAUCAUGUAAACUUUACAAUUAUAAUCAUAAUUACAUGACGAUGUAGAUAAGAUUGUUACCCAUACAUACUGCCACGUGGCAAAAAAAAUCAUCCACGUACACCUCCUGCUAAUUUCAGUAGAGAAACCAACCGGAGAAGCUUUCUGGAGCUGAGUCUGAAACUUCCAUUUUUGAAAUCUGAUGGACAGAACUUUGGUUUUGGAUCCAAUAGGGAAACCACCUCAGUUUCUUCGAAGGUCGAAAGAUGAGCAAUUCUUCUCCCACCUACUUCGACAAAACCCCAGGCUUAAACUCCACGAGCUCAAGCAAGUCCAAGCCCAACUCAUCCGCAGAGCCCUCCACCAUGACAAUAUUCUCAUUACAAAACUCAUCUCAAUCUGCUCGGAUUCUGGAAUCAUGGACUAUGCUGGCCGUCUCUUCAACUAUGUUGAAGAACCUGAUCUCAUCCUCUGUAAUUCUAUGCUGAAGGGUUAUACUAGAAACGGUUACUUUGAGAUAGCUAUUCUCUUCUAUGUUCGAUUUGUUUUGAGGGAAUUCAUUCCGGACCACUUCACCUUCCCUUAUGUCCUCAAGGCUUGCGCUGCCAUGUGCUCCACCUACCUUGGCCAGCAAAUUCAUGGCUACCUGAUUAAGAACAGUACUGUUUCUAAAGAUAUUUUUGUGUUAAAUUCGCUUCUGGAUAUGUACUUUAAGUGCCAUCAGAAUGAAGCUGCAAUGCUGGUUUUCAGGCAAAUUUCUGAACCCAAUUUGACUUCUUGGAAUAUCAUGUUAUUGAGAUUUGUGAGUUCGGAUGAUUUGAAUUCAGUACGAAAGAUCUUUGAUGAAAUGCCUCAAAGAGAUGCCAUUUCGUGGAAUACAAUGAUUAGUGCUUAUGCGAAAUCAGGGCGGUUGGAAAUUGCUAAGAACCUAUUUGAUGAGAUGCCCGAGAGAAAUUUAGUCUCGUGGAAUGCUUUGAUUGCUGGAUAUUCUCAAAAUAACCAGAAUGAUGAAGCUUUGUCAAUAUUUUCCCAAAUGUUGAAGUCUGGAAUCAGACCUGACAAUGCCACAAUACUUUCGGUAAUGUCCGCUGUCUUUGGGGCUAUCUCACCAGACUCGGAUGCUGUGGAACAGAUCAUCACUUUUGCAAAGUCAGCUAAUUCCCUAUCCGUUUCAACAGGACUCUUAAGUCUUUACGCUAAACUUGGGAGAAUGGAUGAUGCUAGAAAAGUGUUUGAUGAGAUUCCGGAGAAAGAUCUUGUGACAUGGAAUGCGAUGAUUGCAGGGUACUCUCAGAAUCAAAGACCGAUGGAGGCAAUUAAGCUAUUUCGAGAGAUGCAAUCAGAACGUAAGAUAGGUGUUAAACCUGAUGGAGUAACAAUGGUUAGCUUGAUUGCUUCUUGUUCCCAGAUCGGUGCUUUGGGGCUUGGGGAGUGGGUACAUACUUACAUAAAGAAGAAUGAGAUCAUGUUGGAUGUUUUCUUGGCUACUUCUCUUAUUGACAUGUAUGCCAAAUGUGGAGACAUAAAUCAAGCUUGUCACUUGUUUCAGGAAAUGCCUACAAGGGACUUGGCUGCUUGGAAUGCAAUGAUCAAGGGAUUGGCUAUACAUGGGCAGGGAAAAGAAGCUCUAGAGAUCUUUUCCUUGAUGAAAAGGAAUGGGGUAUUACCCAAUGAUAUUACCUUUGUAGGCUUGCUUAGUGCAUGUAGUCAUGGAGGAUUGACAUCCGAGGGCUUAGAGGUAUUCAGUUUGAUGCAAAAUCAAUACAACAUUGUUCCACAAGUUGAGCAUUAUGGUUGUGUUGUUGACCUACUUGGUCGCGCAGGGCAGUUAACAGAUGCUUAUGAGUUUAUAAAAUGCAUGCCUGUCCAGCCUGACAGGGUUGUUUGGGGAGCAUUGCUGACUGCAUGUCAAUCCCAGCAAAAUGUUGAAUUGGCUGAAGAAGCAGCUAAUAGGCUUAUUGAGUUGGACCCCAACCAUGAUGGUAAUUAUGUGAUUUUGUCCAAUGUGUAUGCCUCAGUGAGGAAAUGGAGAGAUGUUGCAAAGGUGAGAGCUAGGAUGAAGGCCAAUCAUGUGCAGAAGACUCCUGGAUGUAGUGCUGUUGAACUCGGCGGUGUUUUACAUGAAUUUACUGCUGGAGAUAGGUCACACCCAAAAUCUGUAGAGAUUUAUGCUGCUUGGGAUGAGCUCAUGAAGCGAAUCAAACCAAUGGGGUAUGAACCAGACACUGGGGUCUUAUUGAGGAACUUGAAUGAGGAGGAUGGAGAACAAGCCUUGUAUUGUCACAGCGAAAAGUUGGCGUUAACAUUUGCACUAAUUACUUCAGAACCAGAAUCACCAAUCAAAAUUGUGAAGAACUUAAGGAUAUGUGGGGAUUGUCAUAGAGCCAUGGAACUGGUGUCCAAGCUUGAAAAUAGGGACAUAACUGUGAGGGACCGCAACCGUUUCCAUCAUUUUAAAGGUGGGUUAUGUUCUUGCAGAGGCUACUGGUGAACCAUGGAAUUGCUGUCUUGAGCUUGAAAAUGGAGAAAUAGCUGUGGGGGACAAGUGGAAUCCACCAAUUGUAAGCCCCAUUAAAUUAACUGUUGAUGGCAGUAGUUUUGGGAAUCCAAACCCAGCAGGAAUGGAGGCCGGGAGUGUAGAGAUAUCAUUUGGGUAAUAUCCUUAUGGUAUCUCCAGGUCCCAUUAGGAGAAAGGACUCCACAAGUAAGGGUGAUCAUUCAAGGUUAAUCAAUCUAUGCCCAUUAGCCAUGGACACAGUAAUGGAGAGACUCAAAUUUGGUUAUCAAAUGGCUAUCACAGAAUGGAGAUGUACCAUGGAGGUCGGUGGACCUAAUCAGGAGGGCUCGAGCUAUGUCCAUACAAGGGAACAUAUUGUUUUCAUGGACCAAGAUCUAUGAACACUCCUUGGCAGAUGUGCUAGUGCAAGAAAGGGGUGCAAGGAACGGGUUCUAUAUCGUCGAAUCGAAGAAGAAAAAAAAAAAAAAAGCAACCCAGUGCAUGAGGCUCCCACUACUGCAGGGUUUGGGAGGAGCAAAAAUGUACACACCCUUCCUGUCUACUUCACUGGAAAGGUUGUUUCCAAGUUUCAGACCCUACCCAAGUUGUAUGAUAUAAUGAUGUAUAGUUACCAUGUUGGGUGAGGUUCUGGUGUUGGAUAUGUGUAUUUUUUAUAUAUUUGUAUGCAUGAUACAUCUUUUGGGGUGUUCAUAAACUGAAAAUUUUCAUUUUUUCCAUCCAAAGAAUCACAUUCUCAUUUUGUUGGGAUGAUUUCUUCUUAAAAGUAUCAACUUGAAGUGCUUUACUGAAAAGUCAUUCUAGAAAAUCAGGAAGUUAUACUGAAUGCUGUGUAUGUUGCCAAGGA